CGUAUACAUUAGUUCGAAAUAUUUAUAUGUGACGCAACAACCUAUUGCAACGUCAAGUUUUAUUGUUUAAAUAGAAAUUGUCAAAUCCAAUUUUCAUGCUAGUUUGGGUAUAUACAAAACUUCGACCUUCAGCGUAAAUAAAUAAUUUACAAGUUGUGAUUAAUCGCACAUUAAAAUUUAAUAUGGCUUCUGAAACAACUAACAACUGGCAGGAUCAAGUACGAAAAAAAAUAAUGUCCAUGUUCGAAAAUGAUCAAGAAAAGUUCAUGCGAAUAAUUUGGUUCUUGGAUGAAGAGGAUAAGGCAUACAAUAAAGCGGAUCCAAAUAUAGUAUCUCCAAUGUGGCGGACAUUAAAAGUCGCUCUGAACUUUGAUACAAGUUUCAAAAAUUACGUUGAGCGAAUCUACACUGACGCCAAGUCGGCUGAGAAUGAUCCAAAAUUUAUUCACCUCUUGCGGAAAAUUUAUGAAGGGCUCAUGAACGCGAGCGACAAAGAACUUCCAAUCAAUGGCGAUUAUCAACUCGCUCUAAUUGCUGAUCAAACGACGGUCAUAUCCGGGUUUUCGUCAGGUCUAGCUCGUGCAUGGACCUUGAUUCCUGCAACUUCCAAAGCUAAUGCAUUAUCGGUUGUGCAAAAAUUGGCAUCAAAUUACACCGCAUUGAGCCCAGUGGACAAUAUUGUUAGUGCCGCUAAUAAGGUUGGAGGAAAUAUUGUAAUGAUUGGGCUCGCAUUCGUGUCUCUUGGGUACACCUGCAUCAGUAAUAUUCUUCGCUGGUAUCGUGGCGAAAUUACUGGGAAACGUUGCGUUAAAAACUGUAUAGAUUCUUUGGCAUCAAUUGGAUUCGGAGUGGGCGGAGGUAUGGGUGGUGCGGCAAUUGGAAGUUUAGUAUUUCCAGUUUGGGGAACUAUUGUUGGAGGCAUUAUUGGCGGGAUUACUUCCGCUCAGGUGGCUAGUGUACUUUCGGAUAAAUUAACUCGAAACUUGUUUGAUCUUCCAGUAAAAGAAGCGGUGGAGAAAGCAUACAACUUUUUUAGUGUGAGUCAUCGAGCUCCAAAUGAUGAAAUUAAUAGGAAAUUUCGAGCAAUGUGUUUGCAGCAUCAUCCUGAUAAAGGUGGAAAUGUGGCGGACUUCCAUGAUGUUCAGUUUAAUAUGGCGGUCAUUAGAACUGCUCGUGGGGAGGUCAUGUAAUAAAAAAAUUUGCACUGCAUGAGUUACACCUUGAAAUUUGGUAUAAUUUCUUGAAGUGAAUAAAUUAAAUAAUUUGUUACCAAUUGUGAAAA
Folsomia candida is the source of this 1282-nucleotide messenger RNA. RefSeq lists its product as uncharacterized. Lineage: Eukaryota; Metazoa; Arthropoda; Collembola; Entomobryomorpha; Isotomidae. The transcript is spliced from 2 exons. The record is from RefSeq and is a predicted model, not a curated record. Bases 183 to 1190 code for a protein of 335 amino acids.